Molecule: messenger RNA, 765 nt
Organism: Oryza brachyantha (malo sina)
Lineage: Eukaryota; Viridiplantae; Streptophyta; Magnoliopsida; Poales; Poaceae
Product: plant cysteine oxidase 1-like
Exons: 5
Coding region: 1-765 (254 amino acids)
Molecular function (GO): oxidoreductase activity, acting on single donors with incorporation of molecular oxygen, incorporation of two atoms of oxygen
Source: RefSeq, a predicted model, not a curated record
AUGGACGACCACCAGAGCAAGGUGCAGCGGCUGUACGACGCGUGCGACGCCGUGUUCUCGUCGGGGAGCAAGGCUGGGUUGCCGACGCUCACGCAGAUCAGGUGGCUGCAAGACCUCCUUGAUGGCAUGGAGGCGGCGGACGUCGGGAUCGACGCGGGCGGCGGCGGCGGCGGCGGCGAGAGGUCGUCGUCCUCGGAGGACGACGACGAGCGGAGCCCGCUGGGGCGGCGGUUUCUCUCGGCGGGGGAGUUCACCCGGAUCACCUACGUGCACAUAUACGAGUCCGACGAUUUCUCGAUCGGCGUGUUCUGCUUCCCGGCCGGCGCGACGCUGCCGCUGCACGACCACCCGCAGAUGGUGGUGCUGAGCAAGCUUCUCUACGGCUCGAUGCGGGUCAAGUCGUACGACUGGGCGAACGCGGCCCCGUGCUCGGGCCCAAGGAAGAGUGGUCUAGCCAGAGUGGUCGCCGUCGACGAGGUGCGGGAGGCGCCGUGCAAGGCGUCGGUCCUCUUCCCGCGGAGCGGCGGCAACGUCCACUCCCUCACCGCCGUCACGCCGUGCGCGCUCCUCGACGUGCUGGCGCCGCCCUACGCCGAGGACCUCGGCCGGCCGUCCACCUACUUCUCCGACAUCCCCAUCCCUUCCCUCCCCGGUUUUGCAGUAUUGGAAGAGGCAGACUUGCCCGACGGAUUUCGUGUCGCAGGGGCCCCAUAUGUAGGUCCCGAACUCACGCUAGACACGGACAGCAUGUAUAACUAUAGAUAG